GUCUGUGUCUCUGUGUGUGCACAUACCGGGGGUCAUGCCAACAUGGGAGGGACCGGGCCGUCAAGUGGACAGCUCUCGAGCCCUCCCUCCCACCGCGCGCCACUCCAAACCGGGAGCCGCGCUUGAGGAUGAUGCCAACCAGAGAUAGACAGGCUGUCGAGGGAGGGAGAAAACCUGCACAGUGACACAACUAGAGUAUCGAGGAGGUGUCUGAUGAGUGAGAGUAAAACUGGGAGAGUUACAGAACAAAGGACAAAUAAAGAAUAGAGAGGAACGGGGAAACAGCCCGAAGCUGCUGACUGGGUCCCGUUUGCCCGCGCCGAUGCCAGUUGAAGACAGUCUACCGAGGCAGAGCACACGGGGACGGCCACUGAAGUGAAAAGCUGCGUGGAACGAACACAGCUGGAGCUUUUGUCGGUGACUGAGAUGAUGGAUUCACCCACAGAUCUUUUCGAUGACUCCUCUCCCCAGAUACAUGCCUUUGUUCCUCCUCUAAGUUCUACAGAGCUACCUGGAGUUCAUUCUCAGCCCAGUGCAGGCCGCCCACUUCCUGCCUUUAGACCUCCUGGCUUCUCUCUAAUCCACCACCUCCUCCAGCCAGGUGGAGCCCCCAGGAGGAUUGGAGGACAACUCGACACAAUCCUGGGCACACACAGGCACUUGGAAGACAGACAUUUGGAAGAAGAUGCAGGAGAGAGGGGUGGACAGGUGGAGCAAGGGAUGGAAAGAGGAAAGGAGGGAGUCAUGGAGGGAGAGGACAGUGUGCUGGGGGUUAAACAGAGACACAGUGACACCACCCUUGCAGCAGAAUGGAGUCAGGAUGUCUUGAAAAUGAAGAGGAUGAAGCUGGAGAGCCGACAGAGAGAUAGAGAGGCCGAUGGGAGAGGCAGAAGGUGCGAGGGAGGGAAGGAGGGUAGAAAACGUGAGAGGGAGGAGUUGAAAGAACAGCUGGAGGAGGCAAGAGAGAGACUGCAGGCCCUGCAGGAGAAGGUAUGGAGGGCUUUUGGGGAAAAGCACAUGGCAGAGGAGAAGGAAAAAAGUAGGUGCAGGAAUAAAGACAGAGGAGCAGCAGAUGGAGGAGAAGAUGUGGGAAUCACAGAAGAGGAGGACCUCACAGAAGAAAUGUAUGACGAAGAGGAUAAUGGAGAUAUGGAAAAGGAAUCUUUUCCCCUUCUUUCUGCUUCCGCUUUUGAUAACUUCCACAAGCGGAAGCAAAAAGAGAGAGAAGUGAGGAUGGAGAGAGGAAGAGGAGGAGGAAUGCACUUAGAGGGCAUGAUGGAGGGAGCAGACUUGUGGUUGGAUUGUGGGGACCUGGUAAGAGGCAAUUGGGAUGGAGGGACAGAAGAUGAGGGUGAAGAGGAAGGGCAAAAGUUUGCUCAGGCGCUGAAGCUUGAGCUGGGCAGUGCUGUGGCCCGAGUCAUUGACCGAGUUCUCCACCUUUACACCGAAACAACAGAUUUCACUCCUUCCUCUCCUCCUGCCGCUAUUUCUUUUCUCCCAUCUGAUCUAGGAAGCGAGGGACGGAGGGAGAGAGGAUUAUGGAUGGGACUGCUAACAAGAGGAAAAGGGGAGGAAAAGAUGAGAGAUAAGGAGGAAAAGAUAGCAGUGCAGGAUGGGGAAAGAGAGAAGCAGCUCCAAAAGAGCAACGGGAGCACUGGGCCUCCUGGACAGCCGCAUCACACUGAACUAUCAGAUCUGACGCUGCCAUUGGCUGUUCAAAGAUCACCUGACACACGAAAGGUCCACCCACUCCUUGGCCCACCUCUUUCUACUCAGCUCACUCCCACUCACCCAAACCUCUCCCUGCAUCACCCGUCUCUAACUCGCCCUCCCCCUCUUUCUCACCCUCUCUUACCUCCAUCUUCACAACCCAAGGACUCCUCUGCCUCUUUCCAGCUGUCUUCAUCCUCCUCCUCGUCUUCCUCGUCUUCCUUCCCUGCACCUCCUCCUCCUCCCCCUCCUCCCCCUCUCCCUCUCCCCCUGCUGCACUACUCUAUGCAGCAGCUCUUCUCCCGUUCACUUCACCACCCCCAGCUCCCCCACCUCCCCCCGUCCCGCAAGGACUAUUUGAAUGCCGACCCUUUCCUGGACUUCUCCUCUCACCCCUCAACUCACCCCUCCUUCCCCUCACUCCCCUUGCUUGGUCACCUGGACCCUUCCCUUGCUCGCCAUGUCCAUGGAGGCAGAGAGAGGGAGAGAGGGAUGCGGGGAGAUGGAGGGAUGAGAGGAGGGGGAGGGAUGGAUGGAGGAGAGUUGUACCUGACAGCUGGGGGAACCCAGGAGGGCUUAUCUCCCUGUCAUCUGAAGAAAGCCAAGCUCAUGUUCUUCUACACCCGUUAUCCCAGCUCCAACACACUGAAGACCUACUUCCCUGAUGUCAAGUUUAACCGCUGUGUGACCUCCCAGAUGAUUAAAUGGUUCAGUAACUUCAGGGAGUUCUUCUAUAUCCAGAUGGAGCGCUUCGCACGACAGGCUGUCCGUGAGGCUCUCACCCGUGAUGGUGCAUCUCGCCUGGGCAGAGAGAAUCAGCUGAGAGUGGGACGUGACACAGAGCUUUAUCGCAUACUGAACAUGCACUACAAUAAAAGUAACAUAUACCAGGUCCCAGAGAGAUUCAUUGAGGUGUCUGAGGUGGCUCUGAGGGAGUUUUACUCAGCCAUUUGGACCGGAAGAGACAACGACCCCUGCUGGAAGAAAGGAAUUUACAAAAUUGUCUGUAAGCUUGACAGCCCUGUACCAGACGCCUUCAGACUGCCUGGCUGCCCUGUUGGCUGAUGAUUGAACCGCUUUCAUCUGGUACAUGUGCACAAAUGCAUGCACAAACACACACUUGCUGAAAGAAGGAAAAUUAAUAAAAGCAUUCGCAAAAUAUUUCAAAACAUGAGAAAUGACAUGAAGAAUUCCAUUCAGUAUACAUUUUAGUUCAUUCAUAAUUCAUUCACUUAAAAAAAAGAUUAUUUAAGGGUUUACUUACUUAUUUACUUGACAUGGUGUGCAGGAACGGACACAUACACACAUGAACGGACUGACACACUCAGUGCUGUGAUAAGAGUCUUGUGACUCCACUUAUCAAAGAAUGUGACAUACCAUUGUAUUACUAAUGGAGAGGAGAUCCCUCUGCAGACAUUCGUCACUUAAUCAGCUGACCUGUGAAAUCACAGUGCUGCUACACACGUUAGAUAAAUCUUUAGCCACACAGCUGGAAUGGACUGAUUUAACAACGCUGCUGUGUGUGGUGCUACUGCUACUCCACGAUUUCAGGUGUGUUGUUUAAAUUAGAGAGCAUCAUGCGCUGGCCACACAACACUCCUUCACAUGGAAAUAUAAUAUAUAGACAAUUCUAGGCCUCUAUUCUGUAAUCAAAUGCGCUGCUGACAAUGGCUUACUGAGCAUGGGUACUAAAUAAAAACACUUUUCAAGUACUUUGAGACAAAGAGUGUCACAUUAGGUGAUUGACCCUGUUUCUUCCAUCAUCACUUUCACUUUGAGCAGAGAGCAGUGUUCAGACUGAAAAUUCUAUGUUCAUGUUAAGAAAAAGUAGAAAUAUUGCUGUGUAAUCAUUAACAACCUUGUAUAAACAAUCCCAACUAAAUUGUCAGGGCUGCUCUCCGUCAGGGGUGUUCACAAUUUUAUUGGAGCCUUGUCAAAACAUCAAGUGUGACUUUUGUUUUCUAGAAUUGACCUCUUAUUCUUGCCUUGUGUGUGGCUCCUCUGGAGAUUCAGAACAGCCACUGGCAUUCAGCAUGCCCCACAGCGUCUACCUUUUACAUAUGUACAUUUUUCCAUGGCUGUGAGGAGGCUUUCUUUUUCUCCGACAACAUGAGGCUGUCAUGUUUGUAUUCAAAAUGGGUUUUGUAUCCAUUUUAGAAAUUGGACAUGAAAAUCUUUGUAAUUAAUGUUGCAUAAUAUAAUGGUUAAUUUGCUUAAUUAUAAGAUUUUUUUAAGUUAACAUUACCCGUGUUUCAUAGAACUGUCAGAUCAGUGAAUUUCUUUUGCUUGUGUAUUCAUCUCUCUGUUUAAUUGCUAUAAAGAUUUUGUACAUGAUGACACAAUGUAAUCAAACUGUAAUUAAAAUUCUGUCAAGAGGGACAAUAUAUUGAAUUUAAAAUGGUAAAAUUAAUGUUUUGUUUUUCCUUGAUGUCCUAUUGUUGAAAUGCUUACUUAGUAUGUUUUUGUAAACCUUUACAUUAACUAUAUCAGCAUUUGUUUCCCAAAGGUAUUGAGGAGACUUUCACUCUGUCUACUGUAUGUCAUGACUCUUUUAUCCAGAAGAAACAUGAAAACGUUGGUUCACUGCUGCAGAUAAAGGUGUCCUCUGACUUCAUCACAACUCCAUGAGACUGAGCCCACAUUUAAAGUAUUUGUGACGUGUUUUCAAGUGCAUUUUCCCUAUAUUUACAUUUUGUAUUGUAAUCUCUUGUGUUUCUUUUAUUGCUGUUAAUGGUAUCUCUUUUAAGACUGUACAUAUUGUAUUCUUUACUGUAGAUCUGUGCCUCAUUCAUACUUUGGUGAAUUUUGAUGUUUAAACCUAUCAGUGAAUUAAAGUGA
Molecule: messenger RNA, 4548 nt
Organism: Monopterus albus (swamp eel)
Lineage: Eukaryota; Metazoa; Chordata; Actinopteri; Synbranchiformes; Synbranchidae
Gene: prox3
Product: prospero homeobox 3
Exons: 6
Coding region: 427-2775 (782 amino acids)
Biological process (GO): regulation of transcription by RNA polymerase II
Cellular component (GO): nucleus
Molecular function (GO): RNA polymerase II cis-regulatory region sequence-specific DNA binding; DNA-binding transcription factor activity, RNA polymerase II-specific
Source: RefSeq, a predicted model, not a curated record